Molecule: messenger RNA, 704 nt
Organism: Mus pahari (shrew mouse)
Lineage: Eukaryota; Metazoa; Chordata; Mammalia; Rodentia; Muridae
Product: histone H3.1
Exons: 2
Coding region: 9-656 (215 amino acids)
Cellular component (GO): nucleosome
Molecular function (GO): structural constituent of chromatin; DNA binding; protein heterodimerization activity
Source: RefSeq, a predicted model, not a curated record
GUGUUGCUAUGGCUCGUACUAAGCAGACCGCUCGCAAGUCCACCGGCGGCAAAGCUCCGCGCAAGCAGCUGGCCACCAAGGCCGCCCGCAAGAGCGCCCCGGCCACCGGCGGCGUGAAGAAGCCCCACCGCUACCGUCCCGGCACCGUGGCGCUGCGCGAGAUCCGGCGCUACCAGAAGUCGACCGAGCUGCUGAUCCGCAAGCUGCCGUUCCAGCGGCUAGUGCGCGAGAUCGCGCAGGACUUCAAGACCGACCUGCGCUUCCAGAGCUCGGCCGUCAUGGCUCUGCAGGAGGCCUGUGAGGCCUACCUUGUGGGUCUGUUUGAGGACACCAACCUUGCAGUCAUGUCUGGCCGAGGCAAAGGCGGGAAAGGUCUGGGUAAAGGCGGCGCCAAGCGCCACCGCAAAGUGCUGCGCGACAACAUCCAGGGCAUCACCAAGCCCGCCAUCCGCCGCCUGGCCCGGCGCGGAGGGGUAAAGCGCAUCUCCGGCCUCAUCUACGAGGAGACCCGCGGUGUGCUGAAGGUGUUCCUGGAGAACGUGAUCCGCGACGCCGUCACCUACACGGAGCACGCCAAGCGCAAGACGGUCACCGCCAUGGACGUGGUCUACGCGCUCAAGCGCCAGGGCCGCACCCUCUACGGCUUCGGCGGUUAAGCCUUUGUGCUUUAUUUCUGCUACAAAAGGCCCUUUUCAGGGCCACCC